Molecule: messenger RNA, 1211 nt
Organism: Spinacia oleracea (spinach)
Lineage: Eukaryota; Viridiplantae; Streptophyta; Magnoliopsida; Caryophyllales; Amaranthaceae
Product: 11-beta-hydroxysteroid dehydrogenase A
Exons: 6
Coding region: 55-1107 (350 amino acids)
Biological process (GO): steroid metabolic process
Cellular component (GO): cytosol
Molecular function (GO): 17-beta-hydroxysteroid dehydrogenase (NADP+) activity
Source: RefSeq, a predicted model, not a curated record
AUGGUGCAUGCAUGACUUUGCACAUUUUAAUUAUACAUACAAGCGCAAGUGAGGAUGGAUUUGCUAAACAAAAUGUUGAACAUAGUAGCUCUACCAUUCUCCUUGUUUUCACUCUGUCUUUUGUUACCACCAUUUCAUUUUUUCAAGUUCGCCCUUUCUAUACUCAGCUCCAUCUCCGGUCAAGAUGUCGUCGCCGGGAAAGUUGUUAUCAUCACCGGCGCUUCCUCCGGCAUAGGCGAGCAAUUAGCGUAUGAGUAUGCAAGAAGAGGGGCAUGCUUAGUACUAGCAGCGAGGAGAGAAAAAAGCCUCCGAGAAAUAGCUAAUAGGUGCCUUGAGCUUGGGUCACCAGAUUCUAUUUCAGUAACUGCAGAUGUUUCUAAUGUUGAUGAUUGCAAACGAAUUGUUGAAUCAACCAUUACACGCUAUGGAAGAUUGGACCAUCUGGUGAGUAAUGCUGGCAUUACAUCAAUUAGUAUGCUCGAAGACUAUGAAGACAUCACUAUCGCAACCUCCAUCAUGGAUAUCAAUUUUUGGGGUGCUGCAUAUAUAACUCGUUUUGCAAUUCCACACCUUAGAAAUACUAGGGGAAAGAUCAUUGCAAUGUCUUCCUCGGCUUCUUGGUUACCGACACCACGAAUGAGUAUCUAUAACGCAAGCAAAGCCGCUAUGGUGGCCUUUUUCGAGACGUUGAGGGUAGAGCUCGGGUCAGAUAUUCAAAUAACUAUAGCUACUCCUGGAUUUGUAGAGUCUGAAAUGACAAAAGGCAAGCACCUUGCACCGGAAGGUUUGAUGAAUGUGGAUGUGAAUAUGAGAGAUGUGCAAGUAAGUGUAUUACCAAUUGCUAGCGGACAAAGCUGUGCGAAGGCAAUAAUAGACAGUGUAUGUAGGGGUGAUAGAUAUGUGACGGAACCAACAUGGUACAGGGUCUCCGGCUGGUGGAAAGCAUUUGCGCCAGAGCUCGUGGACUGGCUUUUCUCGGUGUUUUAUAUUGCCAAGCUUGGUGAUUCACCAACUGAUUCGUUAAGCAAGAAGAUAUUGGAUCUCCCCGGGUUACGAGCAUUGGUUUAUCCAUCUUCUGUUUACUCGCCUGGAGUCAAAACCAAGUAGUAUCUUUCUUAUUGUGUGCUUUGUCAAAUAUGUCAAUCUGUAUAUCAUACGAAGUAAAAGUUUAUUAUGUUAAUAAUGGAUUUGCAAGAAUUAUAUUUGGUUAA